GUGGUUUUGAUUAAAUUCUGUUUCGAGCCUCUGCAUUCACUCAUUCGCUGUCUUGAUUCCCUAUAAUAAAUCCUAUUUUAUUUUACAACAGAACCUCUGUUUCUUUCUCAGGAGACUUGAGCUUGGUUGAGGGGAAAGUGCCACAUAAGAAGAUCAAAAAGGUAAGUGGGCUUGUAGCCCAUUGUGCUUCUUCACACAGGCCAGCAGGGGGCACUCCCACAAGACUGCCCGGGUAGUUUAGCUGACCGCUAACAGGCAGUUUGCUUUUCAAGGCUUGAGCAGGUUCCUAGAUCCCCAGCAAAGCGGUCUUUUUGUUUCCUGACCCUCUUCCCUCCUGUCUGUGCUCAUCACAAUGUGACCGUCAAAGAGACCCAAGCAUCCCAGGCUACACAGUGCUUCUCAAAGCGGGUGCUCCUGGCAUUCUAGUGGGACAGUUCAUCACUAUGUGGGAAUUUCACGCAAUGUAGAACAUUUAGCAUCUGGGGCCUCUGCUUGCUCAAUGCCAGCAGGACCCCCAAUCAUUGCAACAACCAAAAUGUCCCCCACCCACAUUUCCAGAGCACCCCCAUCUGGGGAUAGGUUGCCCAGUUGAAAACCAGGUAUGCAAAGGAAGCUAGAGAAUCCCAGUAUCUCCCGCUCAGGCAAAGCAGCAACUACCAUAAUGAGGUCUCGUGUCCAGUCAAGGGGAUGAUGGAGCUCAGCCAAGGAAAAAGUCACAGGUGGUUUUAGGUGACCUAGAUGACACCCUGGCUCUGUUAAUGGUUAGUUGACAGUGACAGGCUCACAUAUCAGGAGAGAGGGAAAGACGCUUUCUAAAAACAAGAUGACAACAAUAACAGAAAAAGUACCCCAACAAGGCCCCCACCCCGUGCAAAUGAGACUUGCAACCUGAGCGUGGUCCCUUCAGUGUCCAUUUGAUCCCCACCCCCAUCCCCGGGGACUGCACACUGCACCCGGCACCUCUCUGCCUUGCCUGGGUUAGUUUAAGGGACUUCAUUUCCCGGUGCUGCCAUAGCAACCAGGAAACAACCUCCACUCAGACAAGAAGGAUGGUGCUGUGGCCGAGCUCUGUAGAUGCACACGGCUGGUAACAGAGCAACCGGGACCAAGGGACAACAAGAGCUCAGGAGAAGGGGAGAGACAGGUCGCCCAGAGAGUAGACAAUCCAGGGCUUGAGGAGGCUGACUGUGCGGUUUAUUUUUUCUCUCCACAAAGACACACACUGUCUAAACUGUGUGACUGGUUGUUAUUAAGAAGCUGCUGCGAGAGGGAAAAAUGUAUUUAAUAAAAGGCCCUGUGUUUGUGGUCUUCUUGGGCUUGCUGUGAGCUCUGGAAAUCUUGAGGUGUGACCAGAUUUCAGCCUUCAGAACCAAGAUGGACUGCCCUUGAGAAGGGGUGGUCAGAGGCAAACAUGUUCACGCUCUCCCUCCUGAGUCGGGGCCACGGGAAGCUGGGCCAGGACAAACAGAAGUUAGAAGUCUACUUUGAACCAGAGGAUUACUUGAACUGGAGGUCCCCAGAAGACUACGUUCCUGUCAGCAAACCUCAAGAUGAGAACAAUGCCAACCAGCACUCUUGGAGCCUCUUUCUCCCUAAAACUUUCAGCACUAGAAAGGGUGCCCUGAUCCUCUACUCAGAAGGUUUAGCCAUUUCGGCAUGGGCACCCAAAGAGAGGAGAAAAGGCCCCUACUGCCCCAAAGGUCCCUGGAGGAAGCUGGAUCUUGAACUGCACACACUUCAAGACCUCAAAGAAGCCAUCCUGGCAUAUGGAAGGCAACAGGGACAGCAGGACAGAGCCUGGCAACCAUACCUCCACUUCCGAAGCCAGCUGGAGAGCCAGGCCCAACGGCAGAUCCAGCCGGGACAUUCAGCCAAGAGAUACCUCAGAGGCCUCCUGCGGACUUGGCCCCCAGACGCCAUGUAUAGGCUGUGGUGCGCAGGAUACAUCAAGGAUUCUGUGCUGCUCCAGGACAGUCAACUUAAUGUACCAAAGAAGCUCAGGCCACAACAAGAUCUUUCAGGUGUACCCCCAAAAUACCAUCUCCUGCCUGUCUUCCCUUCAUUUUGGAUUCAACAAGGAAAAUCUUUUGAACAAGGUCAACAGGGCCUGGAUGAAGGGGAAGCUGGAGCUGCUGGACAUGUGGACCAGGGCCCUCUAGCCAAGAACCAUGGCAGUCAGGGGACUCGCUUGCCACCACUCAGGAAGCAGCCCUGGCAGGAAGACGAAACGCGGGCAGAGGACACGUCAAUAGAGAAUCACCUUCGUUUAUAUGCUUCGAAGGAAAGAUACAAUGAAAAGACACAGCAAACCUUCAGGAAGGCCUUUGGGCAUGGCCACAUCGAUUACUCUUGUCUCCCAAGUGACAAAUCCCACAUUACAUUCUGUGGAGGCACCUUCCCUAAUAGGAAGGCAGAUCUCAGCGAUAAACAAAGGAAUGUGAAACUCCACAAGGCCAGAAGCGGCCACUUGUUACAGGCGCUUCCUGCUGAAAAAUGCCUCUUCCCUCCUGUAGCAUCUGCCACUGGCUCCGGAAUAAUCACCCCUGGGGAAGUGAAGAAGAAAAAGGCACCAAAGGCUUUGAAAUUACCUCCUAUCUCAGAAGAACCACCCAGAGUCUUGGAGCCCCUGAAGAGUCAAUUUAAAGCCAAUGAGCCCCCAACAGAGCUCUUCAUCUUCCCAGUGGAGAUUCAUUACCACAUCCAACACCCGCCAAAAGAGAAAGCCCACAGAAGAGGUGCUCCACACCCUAAGUCAGAACCAGAAAGAAGCGAAGAAGCCAGGCCUGUGUGGAAACCUCCCCUAAAGCCUGUGUCCUUAGAAACGCCACGGGAGUUAACGGUGCAUCUCCCAGUGGACGCGGGCAGGGACACACUCUCACCUCAAGAUGAUGAUGCCCCGCCCCACGAUGUGGCCCCACCAUUGGAUCUUCUACCCCCGAUUAAAGGGAAAAAAAGUCCCGAGAGCCAGAAAGGCCUGGAUAGCCCUAGGACAUCAGGCCGCAGCAGCCCCCCAUGUCUCCCGCACAUGAGAGCGCCCAGGAGGGCACUGCCAGCAGCUCAAGAAGAUUCCAGCGACCCCACCCUGGGACACUUCUUGCUGGGUCCAGAUGGAGAAGAAGUCUGCCUGUCCCUCCCAGGGCAGACCCAAACCGAGGCGCUUCCAUCGGGUAAAGCCUAUGAAUCUGUCAAUUCAAAUAUCAGCCAUGAAGAGGAAGGGCCUAGUAGUCAGCAUUUCCUAAAAGGAAACACUGAACCUAGAGCCAACCUUCACAUGAAUCUUUACGAAACCUCACCAUUGACCCAAACAACAGAGAAGCAGGGAGCCCAGCAGUCCUUGGAGGCAGCAGCUCAGAAGACAGAAGAGCCUCAAAGUUGUAUAAAUAAAGGGCUGAUAUGUUCAAACAGAAAAGUAUUUUACACGUGCAAGCUGCACAUCGACAUGACGCCGUUCCUGAAGGAAAGCGGAAAUGCACUGGACUCUCAGGAAGAAGCGGGGAGACCCCUCAGAGAAACUCAUCACGACGGCCAAGAUUCAGAGCCAAAGAGUAUGACCCUUGACUCUCUCAGGGCUUCCCAAACUGAGCACAUCCAGACCCCAGAGGCAGAUAUUGUGCAAAAGGUGGGCAGAGACUAUGAUAUACACCACUUACACAAAGGACUUCUGGGAUACGGGCCUGAGUCACCCAAGAAGUUGAGCGCUGUGUAUACAUCUCUUCUUCCAAGAGAAAGAGAAGGGAAGGCUGAACCAGGACUAUUUAGCCAGGAGACAUCAGCCAGCAUCAGUCAUGAGAGGGAUUUGAUUGACAAGUCCAAGAGAAAGAAAAAACCCAAGAAAGACAAAACCAAAGGACCCAAAAGGGAGAGAGAAGGAAAGGUCUACAGGGAAGCAGAGGCUGCCAUUGGAAAGUCAAAGGACUCAAAGGGUAAAAAAAAAUUAGAAAAAAAACCAAGACCCCAAAGGAAAAGGACACAGAAGGAAAGAAAUCUGGAGACAGUGGCAGAGCUGAGUGGGCCUGAUGUCAACUCUGACGAAACAGAAGACACCUCAAAUAGAGGUUCCUUCGCUUCAGACUCCUUUGUAGAGGACCCUUGGCUUUCUCCCAAAUACGAUGCCCAGGAGAGCCAAGUUUCUCUAGAUGGAAGAUCAUCACCCUCCCAGAUUGCAACUGUCACUGGCAACAUGGAAUCUAAAGAAGAGAAAAGCUGUGAGGACCCUUCCGAGGCCCUCCUCACUAAGAGGGAGCAGGAGAAGGCUUCCUGGGACAGGCUUCGAGCAGAAAGAGCCGAGAUGAGGCGGCUGGAGGUGGAGAAGAAGAGAAGGGAGCAGGAAGAGCAAAGGCAGCUCCAGCAGGAGCAGCUGGAGAGAGCAAAAAAGAUGGAGGAGGAGCUGGAGCUGGAGCAGCAGAGACGUGCAGAAGAGAUCCGCUUGAGGAAACAGAGACUCCAAGAAGAACAGCAGCGGCAGGAGGAGGAGGAGAGAAAGCAGCAGCUCCGGUUGAAAGCAGCCCAGGAGAGAGCCCGGCAACAGCAAGAGGAGUUUCGGAGGAAACUGCGAGAACUACAGAGAAAAAAGCAGCAGGAGGAAGCUGAGAGGGCCGAGGCGGAGAAGCAAAGGCAAAAGGAAUUGGAAAUGCAGUUAGCAGAAGAACAAAAACGCCUGAUGGAAAUGGCUGAAGAGGAACGACUGGAGUACCAGCGGCGAAAACAGGAAGAAGAAGAGAAGGCUCAGCUGGAGGCAGAGGAGAGGAGGCAAAAGGAAGAGGAAGCAGGAAGACUGGCUCUGGAGGAAGCCACGAAACAAGCCCAGGAACAAGCCAGGCAAAAAGCUGCCUUGAAGAAACAUCUUCAUUUCCAUCAAGAACUCCAUAAGGAAGCUAGUGGUCUGCAGUGGACACAUAACAUUUCCAGACCAUGGGUUUACUCUUAUUUCCAGUUCCUACAAAUACCCAGGCCUUAAGGCUAGAAGAAAACUAAAAAAUUAGGAUGUUGCAGUCAAGCACCAGAUAAGAGUGGCUUCACUAAACGUUAUCCAAGGUCCCUUCAGAAAUCCGAUAAUCUGUUAAAAUUUUUGUUGUGAAAUGCCUAUUUUAUCAGCACUGCUAAUCAGAUAAGCACAAAUUUAAGUUAACCAUAGCAGAGUGCAACACAUUUAGAAUCCAAAAAACUAAAAA
Chlorocebus sabaeus (green monkey) is the source of this 5171-nucleotide messenger RNA. Its product is annotated as KIAA2012 ortholog. The record is from RefSeq and is a predicted model, not a curated record. Lineage: Eukaryota; Metazoa; Chordata; Mammalia; Primates; Cercopithecidae.